GCUGACCUCUGCAGAGGCGGCGGGGGCUCAGCAUCGGGCCGGGGCCGGGGGGGCGCCGGGGCCGGGGGGCGGCGCUCCGGCCCGGCCCGGCCCCGCCCGAUGUCCAUGAGCGCCAACACCAUGAUCUUCAUGAUUCUGGGGGCGUCGAUCGUGAUGGCCAUCGCGUGCUUGAUGGACAUGAACGCGCUGCUGGACCGAUUCCACAACUACAUCCUCCCGCACCUGCGGGGCGAGGACCGCGUCUGCCACUGCAACUGUGGCCGGCACCACGUCCACUACGUGAUCCCGUACGACGGGGACCAGUCUGUGGUGGACGCCUCCGAGAACUACUUCGUGACAGACAACGUCACCAAGCAGGAGAUCGACCUCAUGCUGGGGCUGCUGCUCGGCUUCUGCAUCAGCUGGUUCCUGGUGUGGAUGGACGGCGUCCUGCACUGCGCCGUGCGCGCCUGGAGGGCGGGCCGGCGCUACGACGGCUCGUGGACCUGGCUGCCCAAGCUGUGCAGCCUGCGGGAGCUGGGCCGGCGGCCACACAGGCCGUUCGAGGAGGCGGCCGGGAACAUGGUGCAUGUGAAGCAGAAACUCUACCACAACGGUCACCCGAGCCCGCGGCACCUCUGAGCCGCGCGCAGGACUCGCGGGGCCGCCGGCCACCGCGCCCACGCUCACGGGACUGGACGGCCGGCCCGGGCCAGGGCGCCCGCGGCCGUCGGGCGCGUCCGGCGGAAGGUGCUGUCUCCUUUUCUUUUUAUAAAGGGGGUCGGGGUGGGGCCGGGGCGGGGGCGCGGGGACAGCGGCACCGGGGGCGCGGGUGGGACCGCCCGCCCAGCCCAGGACCACGUCCGCCGCUGGAAACCGGCGGCUUCCUGUGCGCCCGCGUCUGUCUCUCCGUCCGUCCGUCUGGUUUCCGGAGCCGGAGCCAGUUCUGCCGGAGGCGAGCACGGCCGGGAGCCGGGUGCGCCCACGUCUGCACACGGGGGCACGUGCAUGAGGCGUGUGCGCCCGCGGCCCGCAGUGGGGGCGCGGGCAGGGGUCCGGGGGAGGCCCGGGCCCAGCAAUAAGGCUUCUGAGCCCCGCGGCGGCAGCCCGGGUCGGGCGCCUCACUGUGACUCCCACCCCUGCUGGUCAGUAAAUUCUCUAGAAAGCUCCA
Messenger RNA from Globicephala melas (long-finned pilot whale), 1150 nucleotides. RefSeq names its product transmembrane protein 240 (gene TMEM240). Lineage: Eukaryota; Metazoa; Chordata; Mammalia; Artiodactyla; Delphinidae. Gene Ontology annotation, cellular component: synaptic membrane. The record is from RefSeq and is a predicted model, not a curated record.